AUGCAGAUUCUUUUUUCCACUCCUUUUCUUUCUUUUAUAUUAUUUCUUUCUCGCUUUCUUUUUAAUUCUCUUUUUCUUACUCUUUCAUUCUUUCUUUUCAUUUUAAUUCUAAUUUUCUUUUGCUACUCCCUUUCUUUCUUUUACUUUCUUCUUCUUCUUUCUUUCACUUUCAUUCAUCCUUUAUCAUUCUGUCUCUUUUGUUAUUGUCUAUCUCUUAACUUUCUUACUUUCUUUAAUUCUUGUCUCUUGUAUUACUUUCUUUUUUCUUUCGUUUUUUAUCUUUCUUUUUUGUCUUACUUUAUCUUUCUUUUUUUACUGAUUUGUUAUUGUCUCUUUUUUUUAGAUUAUUUUGUUUCGUUACUUUCUUUUUUGUUUCCUUUGCUUAUUUAUUUAUUUGCUUUCUUUACAUUGUUUCGUUUUUUGCUUCCUUUGCCUUGUUUGUUUCUAUUUUGCUUUGUUUCUUUCUUAUUUUUCUGUAUUUCUCACUUUCUUGUCGAAAAAAAAAAAAACAAAAAAAAAACGCGUCUGUUAGUUUGUGCUCAAAUUAUUUAUACGACUUCAGCGUCCAACUAA
Molecule: messenger RNA, 573 nt
Organism: Acanthosepion pharaonis
Lineage: Eukaryota; Metazoa; Mollusca; Cephalopoda; Sepiida; Sepiidae
Source: the annotation of a GenBank genome assembly